AUGUUUAAACGAUUGGCAAUUCGCACCAUGAGCGAUCUGAAAGUACCAUUGAACCGCAGUAUUGAAGGUCCAAUUGCACAAAGUAUAACGAGGAAGGUUCAUGAGAAUUUCCCCGACUUGACCCAUUUCACUAUAUUUAACGAUUCCUUCAAGCAUGCUGGACACCAUGGAAUAGCAGACUCCGACAAUCGCAUCGAAUCCCAUUUCAGACUAGAAAUUGCCAGCAACAAAUUCGAAGGACUCACUCUUCCCAAGAGACACAGGAUGGUUUACAAGCUACUAGAAAACGAGAUGGGUGAGGGCCAAGUGCACGCCUUGCAAUUGACCACUAGGACUACUGCAGAACAAAACAAAAGAUUAGGAAAAUCUACAUAG
Messenger RNA from Torulaspora delbrueckii, 375 nucleotides. It is a transcript of the gene BOL1, whose product is annotated as Bol1p. Bases 1 to 375 code for a protein of 124 amino acids. The record is from RefSeq and is a predicted model, not a curated record. The transcript has a single exon. Lineage: Eukaryota; Fungi; Ascomycota; Saccharomycetes; Saccharomycetales; Saccharomycetaceae.